Cuscuta campestris is the source of this 1507-nucleotide messenger RNA. The record is from the annotation of a GenBank genome assembly. Lineage: Eukaryota; Viridiplantae; Streptophyta; Magnoliopsida; Solanales; Convolvulaceae.
AUAAUUUGGGACGGAGGAGGAGUACAUUAUAUACUCUGAACUGUGUAGGGUAGUUACCCUAUCCAUUCCCCCCACGUUAAUCAUUUUCAAUCAAUUAGCCCCACAUAAUACCUAUAAUAACCUUUUGAUCCUCUUUUGGAAGAGGACGAUCAAGAAGAUAAUGAUGAGGAGGUUGUGGCCAAGGUGGGAGACGCCGGAAGAAGAAGGGCUUUACACCGUGUUUGAAAUGCCCAUUCCGCCGGAACAAAUUUUCUACUCAUCCUUGCCUACUAAUCACAAGAAUGUGAACUCCAUUAUUUCCGGCGAAAAAGCUUCUGAUUCCGGCGAUGAAAUCCAGCUCCUGCUCGGCGUCAUUGCCGCUCCUCUCAUCUCUCAUCCAAUCUUCUCCCCCCGCUCCGCCACCAAGAUCAUCAAUGUUUAUCCCUUUGAGAUGUCAAUGGCUCAGUAUAUAGUGCAACAGUACAUUGCCGCGGCCGGAGGAGACGAUGCUCUGAACUCCAUUGCUAGUAUCUACGCUAUGGGUAAGGUCAAGAUGGCGGCGGCAGAGUACACAUUCUGUGAGGGGGAAGAUGCCGCCGGUUCGGAGAAGAGGUUGAGAAAGACGAGGGUCAAGAAUGACGGAGGGAUCGGCGGCUUCGUGGUGUGGGAGAAAAGGCCGAAUCUUUGGAGCCUGGAGAUGCUGGUCUCCGGCUGCAAAAUCGCCGCCGGCAGCGACGGGAAGGUGGUGUGGCGGCAAACGCCGUGGGACAGAUCCCACGCUUCCCGCGGCCCGCCCCGGCCUCUCCGUCGCACAUUACAGGGGUUGAACCCCAUGUCGACGGCGGCUCUGUUUUCCAAAUCCACCUGCUCCGGCGAGACCUCCGCGAACGGAGAGGACUGCUUUGUGUUGAAGAUUGAAACAGAGGACGCCGUUCUGAAGGCGAGGAGUACUCAUAAGCUGGAGAUAGUCAACCACACGGUCCGGGGGUAUUUCAGUCAAAGAACCGGCCUGCUCGUCCGGCUCCGGGACACCCAGACCAUGAGAAUCAGGUCGCCGGGAAACGAUGACGUCGCCUGGGAGACGAGCAUGACGUCGACGAUCGGUGACUACCGUCCUUUUAACGGAGUCAACUUCGCUUACGGCGGAAGAACUGUGGUUUCCCUGUGCCGGAUCGGCGGGAACUCGAGAGGUCGCCGCGCCGUGACGGCGAUGGAAGAGGUGUGGAGCAUCGAGGAAGUGGACUUUAACGUUAAGGGGCUCUCUGUGGACUUUUUCUUGCCCCCCGCUGAUUUGAAUAACAGAGAAGAAUGAAUGAAAAUUGAAAAAAAAAAAACAAUAAGUAAUGAAAAUUUAAGAAAUCCAAUAAAGUCCAAUUUUUAUUAUGAAAUUGUGUCCUUUGCAAUUCUGCGCCAAUAAUUUUUGUUUCAAAUUAUUCAGUCAAAUCUUUGUGGAUUUCAUCUCCACUCGAUUCAGAUCAUCUUCUCUUGUGAUCAAUCAAAAUCAAAAUAGUAAAUGACAAUUGAAUUG